AACAGGUAACGUUUAAAAAAAAUGUCAUAGUUUACACGUAGUACCUAGUAAAUUACCACAUUGAUGUUUAUUAAGUAACAUUCUAAACUACUGACUAUUAUUAUUGGUUUUUUAUCUUGUAUUUUGUGGGAAUUAACGCUGCUCUAAUAUACCGGAGAAUGGAGAGAGAUCAGCGUUUUAGCUUCAAGCUGUUGGUGCCUCCCAGGGUGAAUAACGGACCAAUAUCUGCGGUUCAACCUCAAGAAAUAGUUGAAGACAGAGGCAAUUUCAUGAAAGCAUUGCAACCUAGUUACAGUGAAUGCUUUGACAAAGAGAAAAACAUCCUGUCCCCCAAUACAAACGUGGUUGCACCAACUAAACCGCCCAAACAAGACUUUCUGAAGAUGAAACUCAUGCAACCAAUGGAGAAAGACGGGAAUAAUUGCAAUCCUGGUCAGCUUUAUUCAAAGCUGUUUGAUGAAGUUGAGAAAAUUAAGUGUUGGAAGGUUAAAGUUUAUUCUGACACUGUGGAAAAGGAAAGAAGGCUCCAAGAUAACAAAAGAACAAUUGAAACACAGCGCAAGGCAAUUCAGGAGUUGCAGUUUGGAAAUGAAAGUCUCAGCAUAAAGAUGGAGGAGCAGAUUAGUGAAAAUGAAGAACUGAGAAACAAAAACAAUUCAACAUGGAACUUGUGCAAUAUACUCAAGGAAACCUUUGACUCGUCAGUUGAGAAAAUACAUUUAUUUGAAGCUGAAAGAGAGGAAACCCACCACCUCCUUACUGAAAACAACGAAAGCGUUAAGAAAAUGAUUGCCGCAUUUGAAAGCCUACGUGUCCGAGUAGAAACUGAUCAGCAAGAGAUGCAGAAAGUCAAAGAAGACUUACUGCAAUUUGACCAUCUACAAAAGAAAUAUCAGCAGGAAUUUAAGAUAAAACAGGAAGAGAUAACCAUGCUUCAAUUAAAACUUAAGGAUAAGGAAACCCAACUACAGAAACUCCUGCUGGACCUCGAUGAAACUCAGAAGCACUGCAAUGAACUUCAACAGUCAACAAAUCAUCAAUUUGAAGUUCUCAAAAGUGCAAAAGCUGAACAGGAAUCUCUUCUUCAACAACUGAAUAUUGCUGAGCAGCGCUGCAGAGAGACUGAGAAAAAUCAGGAAACUACUGCUGCAGCCUUGGAACAAAGUAAAAAAGAGUAUGCUGAGGUCAUCCAAAGCAAAGAUCUCAGUUUACAGGAGCUCAACAGAGUCAAAAACCAGCAAGCAGAGGAGCUAGAGUGCAUUCAAUCAACCAUUCAAGAGCUAAAGACUUCACUAGCACUAGAGAAAGAGAGGGCCAAAGAGCUUGAGGAUAAACUUAUAGAAAACAACACUGAACUUGAAAGGAGAAACACAGUUUUAGGGGAAACCUUCGACCAAGCUACAAAGAAAGAUGGCCUAAUCCAAAUUCUCAAAGAUGAACUGGACACAAAAUCUAAAUCCAUUGAGUCAGUGAAGGCUAAAAUUCAGUUCACUCAAGCUAAAAUGGAGGAACUCAUGGCUGAGCUUUUAAAGAAAACUGAAGAAAUCCACUUGGUUAAGAAAGAAGCAGAGAAUGCUUUUGCUGAAAAUGAUUCACUGAAAAAGUCUUGUGAAGCUGCUGAAAAGGAAAAAGAACAUUUACAGGAGAAGUCCACUUUGACUCAGAUCAAAGUGCAGGUGCUGGAGGAACAGCUGUGUACUGAAAUGAAGAAAAAUAAGGAAUGCAAUGUUCAGAUGGAGCAGCUGAGGAAAGACAUUUUGCAAAAUGAAGUAAAGUAUGAAGAGUUAUUAUCAAACUUUAAUGAGCUGCAGUCUGAGAAGACAGCCAUUCAAGAGCAGUUUGAAAAUGGAUUAUCUAACGUGCAAACUAUUGAGGCAAACAUGAAGGUGAGUGAGGAGAAGGCAUUAAAACUCGAUGGAGAAAUUCAAACGCUGGUGGAAGAAAACAAGACUUUACGAGAUGAGUUAACUGCAGUCAAAACCAAAAUCCUGGGGAAAUGUGUACAAACAGAAACUCUGCAGAAGCAAAUUGAAGAAAAGUAUGAGCAACUUCAGGUGAAAAUCACAGAAAAAGAAAAACAGAUCAAAGCUGUGGAAACAAAGCUGUGCAAACUCAGAAAACAAUAUGAAAUUAAAUUUAAAGCCCAGGAGGAAUACAAGAAAGAGAAUAAAAUGCUUAAGAAACAAAUGGCACAGGAGAUUGCAAAAUCCAGUGACCUUGAAACAACGAUCAACAGCCUUCAAAAUGAGUCCCAGAACCUUAAACAACUCAAAGGAGAAGAACAUGAGAAACUGCUCAAGGCUCUUGAGUCAAAAUCGACUUUUGCAGCAGAACUUGAGAAAGAGGUCCAGAAACUUAGAAUAACAGCAGCAGAAGCCAUUAAGAACAAGGAGGCCACAGAACUUAAAUGCCAGCAUAAGAUUGGAGAUAUGGUCACUCUGAUGGAAAAACAUAAGAGCCAGUAUGACCGGAUGGUCCAAGAAAAGGACGCAGAACUUGAAGAGAAGAAGAAGAAUGAGAUGGAGGCGACUGCUCGUGAAAAAUCACUGGAAUUGGACCUCUCAAAGCAUAAGUCUGAAAAUGAGAGGCUGAAGAAAGAGCUGAAGGCAGAAACAAGAGAGAAGAAAAACCUCAGAAACAAAACAAGUGAUCUGAAGCAGGAAAUGUCUGUUGUGAAAAGCACUCUGCUGUCACAAGGGAGCGACAAACAGGUACAGGUAGCUGCCUCAAACUAUAAACAAGGGAAAAGUUCAGAGGUUCCAAAAGAGAACUCUUCAAAGAGUCACACAUUUGACGUCUUCAAGGCCAAGAAAACUUCCUCCUACAGCAAAGAUGGUCAGAGUUUGGCCACUCGUACAACAUAUGAAUCUGCUACUGAAUUUAUCAGAGCAUCAUGUGGAACACCAAAAUCCAAGUGCAUCAACAGUGAAGACAUGAAAACCCCAAGAAGUCUUACAAACCAUAUUGCUGGAACAACAAAGAUCAAAUCCUACAGAAUAAGGACUCCCCCUUCUGAACAGUCAGCACAGUGGGGAAAGAGCGCCAUUGAACUUGACCCCAAGUCUGACAGCUCAGAUCAAAAUGAUCUCUUGACCUUUACAAAUACACCUGCACAUAAAAGUUCAGAUUCACAAUGUAAACUCCACAUUCUCAAAAAGAAUCAGAGCCCACUCAUUCAUAAAUCACCAGGAAACUCCUUAAAGCUGGCCGCAAUGAAAAGAAUGAGAGAUGCUGGUUGGACAGCUGUUACUGGCUGUGACAAAAAAAAGAAGAAGACCAAUGAGAAGAUUUUUGCCUAAGUAUGGCUGUUAGGUCAGAUUAGCAGUAAUAACAAUAUUGGUAGAGGUGGGUGACUUGAAAUACAGUUCUAUUGAGAAUGAAUAAAUAAUACACGAUUGACUGAAUAACAAAUAGACUAAAAAUAACACAAAAACAUGAAUGGAAUAUGUUUCUAUGGUUCAACUAAAACAUAGUGUCAAUGAGAAGAAGGUUUUGGUGUUAAGAUGCCAGCUUUUAGUAAGUUUAUUUAUGGGUGUUUAGGAUUAAAUUUCUACCUACUACAGAGUCAAUGUCUUUACUUAUGUAUUACUUUGCUGUUGUGCUAAUGUUUGGAAUAACUCAUCUUUAAUGUUAACGUGAAAUCUAAUAUGUUCUAUCACAAGGUUAUGUUGCUGAUCUUUGACAAUUUCUAGUUGUUACAAGUUACUCUGUUAAUAUAUUUAUGUAUUCUGGUGUUGUAAAAAUAAAAGCAAUGUUCUCAAAAA
This is a messenger RNA of Haplochromis burtoni (Burton's mouthbrooder), 3764 nucleotides long. RefSeq names its product synaptonemal complex protein 1 (gene sycp1). The transcript has 35 exons. Gene Ontology annotation, molecular function: double-stranded DNA binding. Bases 159 to 3299 code for a protein of 1046 amino acids. Gene Ontology annotation, cellular component: synaptonemal complex; male germ cell nucleus; transverse filament. NCBI's taxonomy places the organism in Eukaryota, Metazoa, Chordata, Actinopteri, Cichliformes, Cichlidae. The record is from RefSeq and is a predicted model, not a curated record. Gene Ontology annotation, biological process: chiasma assembly; meiotic DNA repair synthesis; lateral element assembly.